UUAUUUUAGUUGCGUUUUGGAUGCCACCAUGAUCACGUGUGUGCAGGCUUUUGCUCAUUGACUGAAGAUAGCGGUUACAGUUACAUUAAGUGAAACGAGCGACACGAUACGAAACGAAAAAGGAAGCUAGGAUUUUAAGAAGACGCAGCAUCACAUCACAACCGUAAAAAAAGUUAUUUGAAAUAUUGCAAAAGCCGCUCUCUUAUGGGUAUGCGAAGUUAUAUGUAUAUGUGAGAUAUGUGUAUUAAAAAUAUACCUCAUCUAAACACGUGUUAUUAGCUAAAUAAAUCCAUUUGUUUAUGAGCCAAUCACUAUCCAAAUGAUGAAAUACAAACUCAGCGUCGCACCAACUGAUUGCAUCCUAUUCCCAGUAUAUCAAAGUAUGCCGAGAAUUCAUGUGUAAAAAUACACGUAUACCGUAUAUGGUAAUUUUCGCAUAAAGGGAAUCAAAUUUCACACAAAAGCACAAACAACUUUUCUGAAAUUUUCGUAUUUUUGUGAAAAACUCGCAGAAGGAAAAUAUGCGCAUACACAGAAAAGUGGAGAGUAUAAAACAAGAGCGCGAUACGAAUAUUGCCAAUAAAAAGCCAAAAAAAGAAAAGGCAAAUUAAAAUUUAAAGUGGCUCUCUGAGCGAAAAUGACAACCGUGUAAACGAUCGCCUAGUGUGUGUUCGAAUGCGAGAGCUUUUGGAGGCAUACGGCGCCAAAUUCUUACAUCGUUUGAUAAGAGAAGCCGGUGUUUGAUCAAACAUUUGGAAAAAUGUUACCAGAGAUCCAGUUUACCGCUGUUGAUAGCAUGCAAGACGUUGCAUCUGAUGACUUUGAUUUGUUGAAUGGUUUAAACUCUAUUUACGAAAAAGGCAUGUGCCUAGCUGUACAUCGUGUGCCCCCGAACGCGUCGCCUAUUGUUCCGUUAGACCAACAACAAAAAACAUCAACUGAAAAUGAUACCAACAGUUAUAUUGGCACUGUAGCCCCUACAACUCACUUACUCAAUGGCAUUAAAAUCGAAGAUGCAAGUCCUACUGAUUUAUUCCCAACACAUCCCACCACAUGGCAACAACACCCAAUGAAUAGUCACGAGCACGCACAUCAUCGAUUGCAAAACCAUCAACAUAACAAGCACCGAAACCAUAAUCGCCACCAAAAUCGGUUAAACUCUUUCACUAGCAAAUUAUUGCUACAAAACUCUGACGAUCCUUUAAUAUGUCGCGGUGCCAACAGUGUUGUAACUGCUGACGAUGAUCAACCACUAAUAAUUGCCAUUUCCCAAAAUGCGGGCAAUCAUCAAAAUAAUCAAAUAAAGGGCAUUCAAGGCAACAACUCCAUGUCUGUUUCGUCAACAGCGAGCUUACAAAUACUGUCUUCCGGCGCAACGUUUUCACAGCUGCCAAAAAAGGUGCCCCAAAAUGGGUGUAGCUCGCUGACCAAGCAACAACUUAAAGUUAAAGCCAAUCUGAUGAGUGCUCAAAAUCGUGCUGCCAUCGAGCUAAAGAAAAGCAGCCAACAAACCGGUAGCGUUGCUGGCGUUAUGCAUUAUAAAGCGGAUGACACAAAGCUUUCUAAAAAGAAAGGGGUUUUAAAACUGCGCUUCCAUCAUCAAGCUUUACCACCCGAAUAUCUUAGCCACUAUGAAGCUACACAGGGACAGUUUUCCCAGCACGUUAAAGAUUCAAAGCUGAAACCGGCAGAGCUACAUCCGAAAAUCAAAGUUUUCCACCCCUCUAAAUUACCACCAGCGAAGAGCACACACGAAAAUGUUCGUAGUUGGUUGCAAAAGAUUGCUGCGAUCCAUCGAUCGGCGCAACAGUCAGACAGCAAGCCGCGCGAGGAAAUAGUUGAUCAGGAGCAAAAGAACCUAAAGCCUCCUACUGUAAAAGCUCUAAACGACACCAACAACAAUUAUCAGGUCAGCCGGAUACAGACAACCAAUGAAUCGGUAAUGAAAAAUGGGCUACAAGCCUUAGCAAGGCAUACUUACAAUUCUGAAAAAUCUGAACCGAUUAAAUCCUCCAGUGAUAACAUUGUUCCAAACCCUAUGGUCCAGCAAGUACCUUCAGCUUUAGUUUUACCGAAUAAAACAGCUACCGGUGCUGUGAAUUCAGCUGCCAUCAAAAAAGUUAUGAACUAUGCUGACUUACCUUAUAUGGGUGAAAUGACACUUGACCAUUCGAAGCCUCGGCGUGGUCGAAAGCCUAAAAAAGCUGACAUCUGUCACCUUAUAUACAAAAAUUACGGUACCAUAUUCCCUGGUACACCUAAGAACGCAUUAACAGCACAGAACGCGACAUUAGAAAUGGAUGAAGGACAACUGAGUUCCCGCAUUUCUAACGAUUUGCCGUUGAAUCUGUGCCUACGAGAUCAACCAUGUGACCACUUGUCAAUAUCAAGUGAAGAAAGUGAAAAUAUUAUCUGCCCUUUGAGUAGCAACUCAACCAGUAAAGUAGAGAUCGAAGAGAUGAAUUCAUCUAACAUAGGAUUAGAAACUAUUUUAGAUUCUAAAUUUAAUCACGUUAAAAUCGAACCUGACGAGAAAAAUGGUAACUCAACACAUAUAACGUCCUCUUUGUCAAACAAAAACUCGCCCAAAGCAGCCGAACUUAAUUCGAAUAAUGUACUGCUACAUCCUGUAAAUUUGUAUUACCAAAAACUGCUUUCUGGAACCUUGGUGAACGAACAUAGUCAGCCCUUUGGUCUACCUGUCGAGACUAUAGAAAAGGACAAUCAACUCACGCUUAAGAUACCCAUACCAAAUGGUUUGCUGCGAACGCCCAAGUCAGAGAAGGUCUCUCCGCUCCCCAAUGUGGACAGUCAAGCGAACGAUUAUCCAGAUCUCAUUUCCACCCCGUCAUCGAUUAAAUCGGAUAACUCGAACAUGACCACAAACACAUCAGUGAGCGCUACAACUACUACCACAACCAGAACACCUACUCACCAACAAAUCACGCCGCAGAAGCGUAAACGAUCUGCAAUUUUUAUACCACCCAUUCCGGCUGAAAAUACAACAAAUCCUGCCACCGAAGUGAGUAUAUGCAAAUUCAAAUUUACGGGCGGAGCGAAGCCAUCUUUACAGGAGAAGAAAAUGCUCUCUGUAGAUUCAGGCGGUAACUACCGAUACUACAGCGGAACGGGAGAUAAAUCGACUCGUGGUUAUGAAUUUUUUCCUCGUGAAAGUCUACAGAAUUCUGCUGGUUUCCUGCCGGGAGUAAAUUGUGCGGCGACAUUUCCCAACACUGCUAACGAAUGCUUAACAAGCGACAUACCUCCACCAUCAGCAGAGCUUAGCAAUGAAAUUCUGCAAAUUCCUGAGUCGCCAACAGGAACAUUGCUAUUACCUGGCUCUGUAGCACUGCAAGAGCCCUCAUCACCAUCGCCCUUGUCCAGAUCAACGCCAUCGUUUUCUGGUUCGCCAGCUUUGCUCACACAACAGCUAACACAGAACCCUGAAACAAUAUUAAGUUUAAACUCAAAAAACGAUAUGUCCACGCGGAGACCAUCUACCACAAUAAUUCUGGCAAGAGACCAAUUUUCCAAUGACGUAUAUACAUCGCGAAAUUCAUAUAACUCGUUGCAAUCAAAAAAGAAAUCGCGACGAUCAUCGCAGCGUGAAAAACUAGAGAAAACAUUCAAGGAAAGGGGAUUUCUUAUCCAAACACAGCAACUUGAAUCUGCCGAAGGGGCCACUUAUUGCAAGUUUCGGCAGUUGAAGAAGUUCACACGCUAUUUAUUCCGCAAUUGGAAGGAUUACCUGCCGGAGGAGGUUCAUCAAGCAAACACGGCGGAGCAAGUAGUAGUGUUGCACCCCCCGAACACGGAGAGCGAUGUGAAGAAGGAGGUGGAUGCAGUGGAUAACUUUACUGAGCAACUAGCUGUCGAGAGCUUACUCGAGCGUCAUGGAUUUUUGGUCACUAGUGGGGAAUGCCCUCAAAACAGCGGUCGACCGAGUACAGCUAGUAGUAUGAUGGAGAAUAUUCUGCCCGAGCAGCACUCAGCGGAUAAUACCGCAUAAUACCGUUAAGACACAGUUGAAUCAAAAGAUAAAAUGCAUUAAUUUUUAAAUGACUGAACAAAAUAUUUUUUGUUUAAUAAUGAUAUUUC
Anastrepha obliqua is the source of this 4098-nucleotide messenger RNA. RefSeq lists its product as uncharacterized. The record is from RefSeq and is a predicted model, not a curated record. The coding region runs from base 761 to 4009 and encodes 1082 amino acids. Lineage: Eukaryota; Metazoa; Arthropoda; Insecta; Diptera; Tephritidae. The transcript is spliced from 2 exons.